Molecule: messenger RNA, 1117 nt
Organism: Clarias gariepinus (North African catfish)
Lineage: Eukaryota; Metazoa; Chordata; Actinopteri; Siluriformes; Clariidae
Product: C-type lectin domain family 6 member A-like
Exons: 5
Coding region: 116-841 (241 amino acids)
Source: RefSeq, a predicted model, not a curated record
CAGAGCAGCAACGCAGUCAUUUACGCAGCGCUUCUUCUGACAGCUAAUCUGAGUAGUGGCUUAUACAGAUAAAUAACUACUUCACUGAAAUAUCAGGAUUACUGCGAAGAGAAGAAUGGAGAUGAGAAGACCACUAUAUACAAACUUAGAAUUUACAGAAGAAAACAGAGAUGAUUGCAAUGACAGGGAGAACUCAUGUCAGGACAGAGGACAGAUGCCCAGAAGCUUUCCACAAUCUCGGAGCCCAGCACAACAAACUGCAUGGGCCAAUUGUUACAGACUGAUUGUGUGUGUGCUGCUGCUGUGUGUUAUCCUGCUGACUGCCAUCAUAGUGUUGUGGAUCAAAUACGACACUUUGAAUACAGAAUACAGCAAGUUACAGAUUAGUAACAACAACCUGACUGAAGAAAGAGACCAGUUACAGAGGGAGAGAGAAGGAUGCCUGAUGACAUUUUGUGAUUUGUAUAGAGGGAAGUGUUUCAGCUUGAACUCCAGUCUUUAUUUUAUCUCUAAUGAGGAGAAGAACUGGGCUGAGAGCAGACAAGACUGUAGGAGCAAAGAAGCAGACCUGGUGAUCAUAAACAGCGCAGAGGAACAGGAGUUCAUCACCAAACUGCUAAGCAGAAAAGCUUGGAUUGGUCUGAAUGACAGAGACGGAGUGGGCGAGUGGAAGUGGGUGGACGAUACACCACUGAUCACUGGGUUUUGGGCAAGUGGAGAACCCGAUGGUAGUACACGUGAAUUUUGUGUGGUAACAGGUCAUAAGUCUGAUCCUGUCUUUACCUGGGCUGAUUAUAACUGUAACAAUAUGUUUAUGUGGGUCUGUGAAAAGAAUUUCUAACUGAACUGCAGUAUUUAAAUAAAAUAGUAAAUUCAAUUCAAUUUUAUUUGCAUAGCACUUUUAACAAUUGUCAUUGUCGCAAAGUAGCUUUACACAAUCAAAAUAAUUAUGUAAGUUUGGAUGGAAUGUGAGUGUGUAUGAAUAAAAAUGGUCAGAUAGUCCCUGAUGAGCAAGCCAAGCGCGACAGUGGCAAGAAAAAAACUCCCUGAUAUGGUAAUGGAAAGAAACCUUGAGAGGAACCAGACUCAACAGGGAACCCAUCCUCAUUUGGGUGAA